CGUUUCAUGGACAGGCUCAGGUCGCUCUGACUCCUCUUCUGCAAUAAGACGGAAAAGAACAACGCCUGUUAGGAAAACUUUCAAACGCAGCUGAAGGACAGAAUGAGGCCGAUCCUCCUCCUGCUGAUUUGCACUGGUUUGUACUUACAGGUUACAAGGUGCUACUCAUCAUGCCGUUUGGCAAAACAAGUAGCUUACUGCUCCUUUCAYACGCAUCACUGGGUUCCAGCCCUGCCAACCAACAUCACCCACCUCUACCUGGCUUCAAACUACAUCAGUGAGAUCAACAGCACCUCCCUGAGAGGCUUAGAGGAGCUCCAACAUUUAAACCUGGAAUCACAGCACGUGACCCUCAUCAUCAGGAACGACUCUUUUCUCAGGCAGAAAAAUCUGCAGGAGUUGUUACUCGGCUAUAAUCUCAAUCUGAAACUGGAGCCGAGAGCGUUUGCAGGGCUCCUCAGUUUACGGAACCUUUCUUUGUACUACUGCAGCUUGACAGACUUGAUACUGUCCGAGAYCUAUCUGGAGCCACUCGUGUCUUUAGAAGAACUUGACCUUUACGGCAACAAGAUACGAAGACUCAAGCCUGGUCUGUUCUUUCUGAAUAUUACAAAGUUCACUCGUCUAAACCUCAAACUGAACGCUGUUGAGAAAAUAUGUGAGGAAGACCUAGUUGGCUUUAGGGGUAAACACUUUGCUGAGCUGAAUCUAAACUCCAACCACUUUUCCACAUUAGAUGUGGACAAAUGUGGAAAUCCUUUCAAAGGACUGGAAUUUGAUAUUCUUGACCUCUCUUCGACCGGGUUCAAUGAGGAGAACACAAAGCAGUUUUUUGGAAGAAUGGCGGGGACUCCUAUUGGCCACCUCAAAUACAAAGGAAUCCUUGGAAAAGGUUUUUCUCACAACAACAGUCGCGAUCCAGAUAAAAGCACAUUCCAAGGCCUCAAGAACAGUUCAGUCAUCAUUUUAGAGCUCUCAAAGAAUUGGAUAUUUGCUUUGGAGAGUGGCGUAUUUAGUGCUUUUAAAGAUGUAAUAAUUAUUGAUGUCUCGCAAAACAAAAUAAAUCAGAUCAGGAGAAAUGCCUUCGAUGGUCUUCAGGCAAAUUUAAAGAUGCUGAACUUAUCAUUUAACUUGUUGGGAGAAGUCUAUUCCUACACCUUCAACAGUCUGACAGAGCUUCUUUUGCUGGAUUUGUCCUACAAUCACAUUGGUGCUCUGGGUUACGACACUUUCAUUGGUCUUCCCAAAUUACAGGAUUUAUAUCUGACUGGAAAUUCUCUGCGGCAGCUGGGUUCUGUUGCACCUCUGCCCAGCCUUAAUGUUCUGUCGCUCAAAGACAAUAGGUUACAUUCACUCACAGGCCUGAGCGUGGGCGUGAACAGUAUCUAUGUAGAUAUUUCAGAGAACAGGUUAACAAACUUGGAGGAUGUUUAUGUCAUUUUAACACAUUUUAAGCAUCUCCGGUACCUUUUUUUUGGAGGUAACUCGAUCAAGUGGUGCAGGAUAAACGAGGGAGUUGAAAUGCCUCCUGAGCCUCAUUUGGAAGUGCUGGAUCUUCACGGCAGUUCCCUGCAGAUAGCUUGGGAACAAAAAACGUGCCUCGACGUGUUUGAUCAUCUCAAGAAUCUGCUUAUCCUAAAUAUAAGUCUCAAUUCAUUAAUGUCUCUCCCUCAGGGGAUCUUCAGAGGCCUCAGCUCGGUUGAACAGAUAGACCUUUCAUCGAAUGCUUUGACCUAUCUGGAGGGAGACGUCUUUCCACCCAGCCUGAAACUGCUUGACCUUUCAAACAACUUCCUAGCCUCCCCUGAUCCUGAGACUUUCCACUCUCUCAGUUUUCUCAGCCUGGCAAAUAACCGCUUCUUCUGUGACUGUUCUCUGGAGGGCUUCCUGACGUGGCUGAAUUUGACCAACAUCACCUUCCUGAGCCCCAAGCAGGACUACAGAUGUGAGUUUCCAGCUGUUGUCCACAACCUUCCCCUUCUGGAGUAUCAUGUUGAACCAUGUGAGGAAGACGACGAAAAGGUCGUACAAGGUCUUCGCUUUGCUGUUUUCGUCUUAUCUACCAUCCUCAUCCUCAGUGUCAUGCUAAGUGGGAUUGUUUACGCUCGCUUCCGAGGGCACAUAUUCAUCAUCUACAAGAAGAUUGUCAACAGAGUUGUUGAGGGACCAAAGGCGACGCCUGGUGAAAACAAACUGCAGCACGAUGUCUUCCUCUGCUUCAGCAACAACGACUACAGGUGGGUGGAGGCCGCGCUGCUGAAGAAGCUUGAUAACCAGUUUUCAGAGGGAAACUUCUUCCGCUGUUGUUUCGAGGCCAGAGACUUCCUGCCUGGUGAGGAUCAUCUGUCAAACAUCAGGGACGCCAUCUGGGGCAGCAGGAAGACUUUGUGUGUGGUCUCCAAGGAGUUCCUUAAAGAUGGUUGGUGUUUGGAGGCAUUCACCCUCGCUCAGGGUCGCAUGUUGGAUGAACUGACUAACAUCCUCAUCAUGGUUGUGGUAGGAAAGGUGGCUCACUACCAGCUGAUGAAGUGCAAUGCACUCAGAGCUUUUGUCCAUAAGAGGUGGUACCUCACCUGGCCAGAGGACCCUCAGGACCUGGAGUGGUUUUAUGAGCGACUCACCUUACAAAUUUUCAAAAACACCAAGGUGGAAGUGUUGGCAGUGCAAGAACCGAAGACUACAAAGCCUGAACCUAAAAUCAAGGAAGAGAUUCAGCUGGAGAACAUCCAAAGAGUUACCGCCUGAACUUUGAUGAAAAUCGUACAGUGCAAAUAAGUACAGACAGUGGCUACUAAUGAACGAAUCAUGCCUUCAAAUACAGUUAAAGAGGAGGUGUGGACGGGCCAAGAUAGCCAGAAAUCAAGAGUCCAGUCAAGGAAGAAGUCUUCCCUUCUCCAUGCAGCUCAAAACACUUAAACAAGAUCAAGUAACAUCAUCAGGUUUAACCUGCAUCUAGCACCUUGGGAUAUAAUGCUUUUCACUUUGCAGCAGCACACAACAGGAACAUUAUUUACCCUCAGAGGGGCUGAGGCUUAUCUGUGAAAGAAUUUUAAUUUAGUGUUUUUGUGUCACUCUGUUCUGUGAGCUUGUCUCUGAAACUCUACUUACUGUGCAAAAAACCUGAUUCAAGGCAGCUUGAAAUGUCGUCAGAUGUUUAACAUUUUUUAUGUGCUCGUCUUUAAUCGUUUUUAUUUCACUUUGAGGAAUCUUUUAAGGUUUUGGUUUUAGUAAAUGUGAAUAUUUGCCUGUUUAUGUGCUGUGUUAUUCAGACCGUCAUCUAGACAUUWAAUUUAAGAAGCAGGGCACCAAAGAUGUGUUUCCUCAUUUUGCAUGCUUGAGAUGAUAAAAAAAAAAAACACAUCAGUCUAACUUUAUAUAAGAUGAACCAAGUGCAACUGAUGUGUUGCUUGUCCUAAAAAAAUUAAUUAUCCUUUAAAGUCCUACAUUUCUUUUGCAUCAAACAUUUGAAUGAAAGGAACGUAGUUAUUUGAGUCCACUUGUUGAAUAAAUCAAAAUUCACAACUUUUGAAACCUACAGAUUAGUCUCCACAUGUUCAAAACAGUUUCUGUCAGUUAUAAAGCAGUGAUUAAAGGCCGAUGACUUGGAUUUAAAGGAAAUCAUGACCAAUCUGAAGUGGUGUUUAGUAGAAAAGUUACUAACCCCAGUUUACUCUGUGUCCACUCCACUCUGGUAUGACCUCUGCACUACAAAUGCACCCAGUGGUGGGCACCAGCCCACUAAAGCACAAAUCCGCUAAUUGCGGACCUAAAUAUUUUGUUUGCGCUU
Austrofundulus limnaeus is the source of this 3787-nucleotide messenger RNA. Its product is annotated as toll-like receptor 5. NCBI's taxonomy places the organism in Eukaryota, Metazoa, Chordata, Actinopteri, Cyprinodontiformes, Rivulidae. Gene Ontology annotation, molecular function: transmembrane signaling receptor activity; protein binding. The record is from RefSeq and is a predicted model, not a curated record. Gene Ontology annotation, biological process: immune response; toll-like receptor signaling pathway; inflammatory response. The coding region runs from base 103 to 2745 and encodes 880 amino acids. The transcript is spliced from 5 exons. Gene Ontology annotation, cellular component: plasma membrane.